AUGUCGGGCAAGGGGUCCUUAAUGUACCUUGCACCCGAAGUGCUGUACAAUGGACGGUACAAUCGCAAGGCAGAUUGCUAUUCGUUUGCCAUGGUCUUUUACGAGCUCCUCACGCUCAACAAACCCUUCACGUCCGUCACCAACCAACAAAUCUUUCGGGAACUCAUUGUUCGACACAAGGCCCGCCCGUCCCUGGAGCUUGCCGAGAUUCCAGCUUCGGUACAAGACUUGCUGCGAAACGCGUGGAAUAACACCGUCUCCCAACGAUGGACCAUGAAACAGAUUUGUGAGCGUCUUGAGGAUAUCAUUAUCGAGGAAACCCAGCAGCUGGAUCGACAUGGAAUGGAAGUUUCAGAGGAAGAACUAGAAGAACACAUUAUCACUCCAGCCACCAGUCCUUUGUGCGGUGGCGAGAUGGUCGAUUUGGUGCUCGACUUUGCCAGAGACGUUCGACUGGGAUUCCAGAUUCUCACAGGGCAAGACAAGACGUUGUCGUUGCGAUCGGGUCCGAUGGAAGCCUCUUCGAGAAGAAGACGAAGAGGAUUCCUUGGUGGACUGUUGAUGACAUGUGGCUGCUCUCAAGAAGAAGACAAUGUGGUUCCAACCAUUGAGCGUCAGGGAACGGACUUGUCAAACGCGACCAUGGCCACAGAAGAACCUUUGAAGUGA
Molecule: messenger RNA, 669 nt
Organism: Seminavis robusta
Lineage: Eukaryota; Bacillariophyta; Bacillariophyceae; Naviculales; Naviculaceae
Source: the annotation of a GenBank genome assembly